AUGUAUUUCUUACUAAACCUCUCAUCUGUAUUGGGACUUAUGACCUUAAUUGGGCUCUUUUUCAAUGGAUUUAUUGUGAUAAUGAAUUGGAUUUGGUGGCUGCAGUCUAAAAAGCUACAAACCAUCGAUAUUAUUGUAACAAGUCUGGGGCUCUCCAGAUUUUUUUAUCUGGUAACUUCCAUUUUCAAUUUCUAUUACUAUGUUUUUGUACCUAGAAAAAGACAAACAAACUCUCUUCUGGACACUUCUGGAAUAAUUGUGAUGUUUCAAGCCUAUUGCUGCACCUGGUUUGCCACAUUGCUCUGUGUUUUCUACUGUGUGAAGAUCACCAGCUAUAACUACAGGUUAUUCAUCUACAUGAAACUCAACAUAUCCAGGAUAUUGCCCUGGUUGUAUAUAGUAAUAGUGACAGCUUCAAUCAUCUCCCUUCUUCCCUUUGUAUUGUUUGACACCACCAUACAUAUUAUAAAUUCUACAACUGCCUUCAGUAACACAAGUGUGGAAGGAAAAUACAUUAGAAAAACAUUUUAUGGUCACUUAAUCUCAAACCUUGCAGGAUCUGUUUUACCAUUACCCAUAUUUUGUUUUGCUAUUUCUCUCCUGAUUAGAUCCCUUUGGACUCACACCAGACAUAUGACCAGCAAGGACUCAGGAUUCCGGAAUCCUCAGCUUCAGGCUCAUUUUAGUGCAAUUAGAAUUAUGUUGUCUUUUUUUCUUUUACAUAUCAUUUAUAUUAUAGCACAAUGUGUUUGGCCAUAUAUCCACAGGACAGAAAAUGAAAUUUGGAUAUCACUUCUUUCUAUUCCUACAAUAAUGUAUCCAAGCCUCCACACUGUUAUUUUGAUUUCCAGUAUUAUAAAGCUCAAAUAG
Molecule: messenger RNA, 870 nt
Organism: Bombina bombina (fire-bellied toad)
Lineage: Eukaryota; Metazoa; Chordata; Amphibia; Anura; Bombinatoridae
Product: taste receptor type 2 member 3-like
Exons: 1
Coding region: 1-870 (289 amino acids)
Biological process (GO): detection of chemical stimulus involved in sensory perception of bitter taste; sensory perception of taste; G protein-coupled receptor signaling pathway
Cellular component (GO): membrane
Molecular function (GO): G protein-coupled receptor activity; bitter taste receptor activity
Source: RefSeq, a predicted model, not a curated record